AUUACUAUUAUUUGCUCAACAAAUAUAUAUAUAUAUAGUUCCUUCUAGAGUACUCUACACUAAUAUUCCCUUCAAAUUUUUUUCUGUGAAAAUGGGAUCACGUUACGAAGUUGAAGUAAAAAUAACUUCAGCCAAAGAUUUGAAGAACAUCAACUGGCGUUACGGUCCUCUGAAACCAUACGCAGUUGUCUGGGUUGAUCCCAAUUCUAAAUGCUCCACUAAAGUCGAUGAAGAUGGUGAUACUUCCCCUUAUUGGAACGAUAAACUCCUUAUUCCUUUGAAUUCUCCAAUUGAUGAAUCCGUCUUAUAUAUCGAUAUUGUUCAUGCUGUUGGCGCCGAAGAGGACACCAAGCCUCUCAUCGGAUCCGCUAAGAUUUCUCUUAGCGAAGUCGUAGAUGAGGCUGGAGUAGGCGGUGAGGUGGAGCGUACGCUCCAGCUCAAACGCCCUUCUGGCCGUCCUCAAGGGAAGGUAGAAGUUCAGGUUACCGUACGCGACCCACGCUAUCGUGCACGGGAUGCGUAUUACGCACCUCCAUACGGUGUGCCCCCUCCGGCGCAACCUUAUAAUUACGGCGGAGCAUAUGGCGCCUCAAUUCCGCCUUACGGGCAGCCGGCCCCAGGGAGUUACGGGCAGCCAGAAUACGGGAUGGGAGGCUACGGGCAGCCGGCUGCGGGUAGUUACGGUCAGCCAGGUGGCGGAUAUGGUUACGAAGAGGAGAAGAAGAAGAGCAAAUUUGGAAUGGGUACAGGAUUGGCAGUGGGUGCAGUAGCGGGGGUAUUGGGAGGAGUGGCGAUAGCAGAGGGUAUUGAUCACUUGGAGGAUAGUAUCGCCGAAGAUGCGGCGGAGAAAGUGGAGGAAGAUCUCGCCGACGAUGAUGGUGAUUACGGAGAUGAUGACUUUUAAGCUACCGUUAAGUUUGUAAUUGUAAUAUUCUUACAGGUCGUUUGACCUGAGGGAUAAAAAUAAAUAAUUAUAAGAUAAGAAAAUAGUGAUGGGAUAAAAUUUUUGUGUCUUA
Molecule: messenger RNA, 1016 nt
Organism: Solanum verrucosum
Lineage: Eukaryota; Viridiplantae; Streptophyta; Magnoliopsida; Solanales; Solanaceae
Product: protein SRC2-like
Exons: 1
Coding region: 92-904 (270 amino acids)
Biological process (GO): defense response
Source: RefSeq, a predicted model, not a curated record